Messenger RNA from Trichoderma citrinoviride, 363 nucleotides. RefSeq names its product cytochrome b5. NCBI's taxonomy places the organism in Eukaryota, Fungi, Ascomycota, Sordariomycetes, Hypocreales, Hypocreaceae. The coding region runs from base 1 to 363 and encodes 120 amino acids. The transcript has 4 exons. Gene Ontology annotation, cellular component: membrane; endomembrane system. The record is from RefSeq and is a predicted model, not a curated record.
AUGGCCGGGAAAUUCGAGCCCAAAGUGCCUGUCCAGCUAGACCCUCCCAAGGACGAUCCCAUCUCUCUCGAAGCUCUUGCCGCAGCUAACGGUGUCGAUGGAGCAAAGACCUACGUUGCAAUCAAGGGCAAAGUGUACGAUGUGACUGGCAACAAGGCCUACCAGCCUGGUGGCUCAUACCACGUCUUUGCGGGCAAGGAUGCCUCCAGAGCACUGGGCAAGACAUCCACCAAGCCCGAGGACGUCUCCCCAGACUGGUCUGACCUCACUGAUAAGGAGAAGGGCACCCUCGAGGACUGGGUCACGUUCUUCUCUAAGCGAUACAACGUCGUGGGAGUCGUUGAGGGUGCCACAAAUCUCUGA